AGGCAGAGAGGGGGUCCAGGGCAGGGUCCUGAGGGAGUGGUUUCCAGUGCCAGCCAGAGGAUCUUGAGAUGAGGCCAGGGAGGGAGCUGAAGCCACUGAAUUGGACACGUGGAGGAGGCAGCGCAGGUGGCCAGGCUUAGGGCUCCUGGGAGGCUCCCACACCCUCAAGGCACAGGUCGGAGGAGACCCUGCCCAAACCAAGGACAAAGGAAGGGGGUUUAGGGCGCUUCCAGCCAUGGGGGCCAACGCUGGUUCUUCAUCAAUUUGGAGCGCCAGGAGAGGGCGGGAACUAGUCCUGUACGGAGACCCCCCCACUUUGGGCUGCCCACACCCCCACCCCCUCUCAAGCAGCCAAGGGAGGCAGGUCCUCCCCUUCAAAUGGAGGGGCCCUCAGGCUUCUCUGGAAUUGGACGUCUUGACCCAGGACAGCCUGGUGAGGGGUCGGAGCUGACUCCCGCCAAGCUCUGCUGCAGCCCCUGACCGCCAUCACGGGUGGCCAGGCCCAGUCCUUGUCGAUGUUGGGGGCUCCGGGCCGGGGGCGGGGGUCGAGGCCGAUGCGCUGCGGGCAGCAGCCGCCGGGGGCGCUGCGGGGGCUGCAGUUAAAGCUCCGGCGCGGGCGCACGCGCUCAGAGGGAGCUGGGCCGCCGCCGCCGCCGCUGUCCCCGCGCUCUGCGCCCGGUGCCCUCCAUCUCCGCCCCGCGGCCCCCGGCUCCCCCGGCCCCGGCACGGCGUCGAGCCAUCUUCCCUCACCUCCUACCGGAACCCUAGCUUGCUCCCGGCCCAUGUGGCCCCCGCGGGCGCCCGGCCCCGGCUCCAGAACUCAGCCUUGCACCUGAGCGCGGGGCCCGGCGGGGCGCGGCGGCGGCGAUGGGGAAACUGCAGUCCAAGCACGCCGCCGCCGCCCGCAAACGGAGAGAGAGCCCGGAAGGUUUCCCGCGCGUCCGCCCCCGGGCCGCAGGGGACAGCUUCGUGGCGUCAGCGUACGCGAGCGGCCGCAAAGGAGCGGAGGAAACGGAGCGGCGCGCGCGGGACAAGCAGGGCUCUCAGACAGAUGCCUGCAUCAGAAAGUCCCUGGGUUAUGAAGAAAGGCCCAUGACACCCCCAGGGAGUUGGGGAAGCCUCAGGAGCAGGAGGAAGCAGGAGCCCCUGCUCGGUGAGAGACACCAACUCGGCACCAAAGUCAUCUCCAGGGUCAGGCUCUGGCCGUCCAGGUGGACAGGACUCAGCUCUGUGCUGUCUCCUUGCGAGCUCUCCACGGCUUUCCAGGGACCUGGAAUCAGAAGCAGAAACACAGCUGCCCAUCCCUGCAGCCUGCCUGCCCCAGAGCUGCCUGCUCUCAGGAAAUGCUCCAGGGCGGAGCUGCCCAAUGGGAACCCCAAGGAAGGGCCUUUCCGGGAGGACCAGUGUCCCCUAGAGGCCCCUUUGCCACCUCUUGUCCUCCCAGUGGCACUCCCCGCUGAGAAAGCUGAGGGCCACGAGCGCCCAGGACAACUCAGCGCAGAUGACGGAGAGAGGGCAGCAAACUGCGAGGGCCCACGAGGACCAGGCGGGCAGCGCCUCAACAUUGACGCACUCCAGUGCGAUGUCUCGGUGGAGGACGACGACCGCCAGGAGUGGACGUUCACGCUCUACGACUUUGACAACUGUGGGAAGGUCACCAGGGAGGACAUGUCCAGCCUCAUGCACACCAUCUAUGAGGUCGUGGAUGCCUCGGUCAACCACUCCUCGGGCAGCAGCAAGACCCUCCGUGUGAAGCUAACCGUCAGCCCUGAGCCCUCCAGCAAGAGGAAGGAGGGUCCUCCUGCUGGCCAGGACCGGGAGCCCAACCGUUGCAGAACAGAGGGUGAACUGCCAGAGGAGCCAAGGGUGGCCGACAGGAGGUUGUCUGCACACGUCAGGUACCCCGUCCUCAGGGGCGUGCCGCCCAGUCUGUGUGGCGGUCAGGCCCUUCUCUGUGCUUCAUGCAGGAGGCCCAGCACUGACCCCCAGCCCUGCUCAGAGCGGGGACCCUACUGCGUGGACGAGAACACGGAGCGCAGAAACCACUACCUGGACCUCGCCGGGAUUGAGAACUACACGUCCAGAUUCGGCCCUGCUACCUGUUGGUCGUGACUGCCUCCUGGCUACCUGUUGGUGCUGCCCGAAAGCAAGGCAGGCGCCCCGUCCAGGCGUGUGUGUAUGGAAGGGGGGUACCUGGUUCAAAGUGAGAUGGAAGACGGGUUUGCAUUCAGGAAAACCCUGCCUUGAGGUGAGAAGUCAGUAUUUUAGGGUGGAAUCACCAGCUCACUCAGCAGAGGGAGUUGUCCAGUAGAGUGGCUGGCAGGUAGUGUGGACAACAGACAGUGUGGACAGCAGGCAGGCAGUGUGGACAACAGACAGUGUGGACACCAGGCAGUGUGGAUGGCGGGCAGUAUGGACAGGAGGCAGUGUGGACAACAGACAGUGUGGAUGGGAGGCAGUGUGGACAACAGUGUGGAUGGGAGGCAGUGUGGACAACAGACAGUGUGGACACCAGGCAGUGUGGAUGGCAGGCAGGCAGUGUGGACAACAGACAGUGGACGGCAGGCAGGCAGUGUGGAUGGCAGGCAGGCAGUGUGGAUGGCAGGCAAGCAGGUGGAUGGCAAGCAGCGUAGACAGCUGGCAGCCUGCCUAGCACCCAUUUAUUUCUGACCAGCAGCACCCCCGUGUGGCCUGCAUGGAGAUUAUUGGACUAAAGCCCAGGCCACUCCCCAAGGGCUGGGGCCGAGUCCCUCUCCUAACCCCAGCUCCAGGAGUCCCCAGGGGCAGGAGAGGUGGAGCUGGAUCGGGGUCAUGGGCUCAGUGUGCUGUGUGCCGACGCUGGGCCAUGCUCUGCGCGGGGCUUGCACUGCACCUGGUGAAGGUGGAAGCCCUGGGUCCUGGAAUCUGUUUUGUAAUGAGGGUUUAGGGGACGUGAAUCCUGGGAUGCCCUCCCUGACAUAACCUGGCUUUCUGCCAUGGUG
Molecule: messenger RNA, 2981 nt
Organism: Rhinopithecus roxellana (golden snub-nosed monkey)
Lineage: Eukaryota; Metazoa; Chordata; Mammalia; Primates; Cercopithecidae
Gene: NKD2
Product: NKD inhibitor of WNT signaling pathway 2
Exons: 12
Coding region: 868-2112 (414 amino acids)
Biological process (GO): negative regulation of Wnt signaling pathway
Cellular component (GO): cytoplasm
Molecular function (GO): calcium ion binding
Source: RefSeq, a predicted model, not a curated record